AUGCGGCGACAAUACCAGGAUCAGGAUAAAAAAUCCAACCCAUAUGAUACCAUUCGCCGUAUAUACGAACGUUUCUCCACUUCGGCUUUGCUCGAAAACAAAGCUGCAGUUGCGCGCGACCAUUUGGCUAACGAACGAACGUUUCUGGCAUGGUUGCGAACAUCCUUAUCUUUGGUAACUGUUGGAGUUGCCAUCACACAGCUGUAUAAUCUGAAUCCAUCAAACAAUGCACACGCCGGACGUUCGGUGGGAGCAACGUUUGUCAUCCUUAGUAUCGUGUUUCUGUAUAUCGCGAACGCUCGAUAUUUUCAUUCACAGGUCGCCUUAACCAAAGAACAUUUUCCAGCAAGUCGAGGAGCAAUUCUGUUUGGAUCCACGGCCGUGCUUGCGGUUCUCAUUGCCAUGUUUGUACUCAUAAUCAUCGAUCAAAAGCGUUAG
Molecule: messenger RNA, 438 nt
Organism: Zychaea mexicana
Lineage: Eukaryota; Fungi; Mucoromycota; Mucoromycetes; Mucorales; Lichtheimiaceae
Exons: 3
Coding region: 1-438 (145 amino acids)
Source: RefSeq, a predicted model, not a curated record